CGUGUUGGGGGAUGCUCUGUAUUGCUAGUUGGCAUAAACAAUGCCGUUGAUGUCGGCCAGAAAUCCAAUCAACAAGGCUAUUCAAAUGAUACUAAAAAAGUAAUUCUAGGUUAGAGCUCCUGCUGGAUGUAUAAAAGUACAGGCCGCAGCUGACUUUUCAGACUUCUGCCACUCUCUCCCUAAUACUAGUAUAAAGAUCUUCUUGGAUGGAUCUAAGCUAGCAAAUGGUAUGGCAGGUGCUGACUUUGCCUUAUAUCAGGUUGAACACCAAUUCCUUCAGUCAUCCCUACCUCUUGGACCAGACAAAGAGGUUUUCCGCAGAAGCAGAAGCGGCUUUACACUUUCAUAUUGCUCGCUUUGCCACCGACCUGUGGGAUUUCCUGGACAAUCUGGAGGUGGCCACACGCCUACUUGCAUCACCAACAGGCUCACCACAAGAUGUCCUCAGAUCCUUCCAGUCACUUACCUCGUCCUGGCCUCUCCAAGACUCCCCCAUGCCAGCGAGCAUCUGACACAGAUCAACAUCUCAGUCUUCCGGCACACUAUAUCGCCAUCAGAUAUCAUCAAGUCGUCCAUGGGGGUAAAAGCCCUAAGUGACUGGUUGGAGAUAGAAUCCGACCUCCCAACACUCGAGAGAAGAGAUACUGAUUUGAAAACUACGUUUAGAGAAGGGAUCCUCGAGAUCAUCGCACCACUUCGCUGUUCCAAGUGACACCUGGAGAGAUAGUUUCGAACGCACGGCACUUCUUAACAUGGGAGGUCUACCAUAGACCGAAUGCUGUAGGCAUUACUAAUUAAACGAAUAUGUCAAUAUAAUGAAUCAUCCCCCCAUUAUGUACUGUAGAGAGGUGCAUAGAUUGAAGUAUGUCUUUUAAAUGGCGGUGAGUAAAGAAGGAC
Aspergillus wentii DTO 134E9 is the source of this 897-nucleotide messenger RNA. RefSeq lists its product as uncharacterized. Bases 230 to 712 code for a protein of 160 amino acids. NCBI's taxonomy places the organism in Eukaryota, Fungi, Ascomycota, Eurotiomycetes, Eurotiales, Aspergillaceae. The record is from RefSeq and is a predicted model, not a curated record. The transcript has 3 exons.